AUGUCAGUGAAACAAUCAUUCUUGGAUUUCCGUGUCACACCAGAUGCCUUUGGAAAAUGGAUGAAACCAGCAAAGGACAAAAUCAGUGAAAUUAUCAAAGCUACCUUCCAAGCCAAUAAUUGCUUUAGUACUUCUUCUGUUACAUUGUUUAGUGGUGUAAAUGGCGUGUGAGUGAUUAUUUCUACACAUUAACCGUACCAUUAAAGUUGCAUAGAAAUUUCUUACUUGUAUUGUUUUCUUUAAUCACAGUGAGUGUACCCUUCGAUUAUUUCCAGUUGGUCUGAUAACGUUAGAUAUUGUUCAGUACAUCAAAGAUGUUAGUGAAGAAAAAUUACUCUGUCGACAGGUAAGUUUUUGGUACAUUUCCCAGCAAUUUAACUGUCAAACAGUCUACAGCUGGAAUUCUUGCUUGUUACAGUGUGUUCUUUUUCUUUUCUGUCCAUAGCCACAAUGGAAACUAACAGAUCACCAGUUAAAUCAUGAUACCCCUAUAAGGUCAACGUCUCUUCCUCCCCCCCCCCCCCCCUUACAAGCCUUUUUAAAAAUUCCAAUGUGUGAAGCACAAAAUAGCAGUGCAAUAAUAACACCCGGGCCCCCGAAGUCAACUUGAACAAAGAUCAAAUGUCACAGGCUACUAGAAGUUAUAAAACACACCAUAUUCUUAUCAAUGCCAUUAAGAAUACAAUUUACAUGAGUUUUUAUUUCAUUGUUUCAUUACUCACAGUUGAGAGAAUUUAUUUUCCCAGGAUUACACUGACCUUAGAGACAAGGUUGAUGAGGCCUUAUCUUGCGUGAAAGCGGAUUUUAUUCCUACCAUUUGUAGAGGACGGGACAUUCUAUGCUAUCAUGACACAUCAGAUGGCCAAUUUAAGGAAUAUGAUUUUGACAAGUUAGUAUUGCUGGUUUUCACAGUCAUGCCAUCAAAAAUCAAAUAAAAACUAUUCAAUAGGUAAAGCCAAGAAUCUGGGACUUUAGUGAAAGAAGAUUAUAAUAAUAAUUAUGCAAACAACGUACAGUAAAGCCAAGAUCAAGGUCCCUGCAAAUUUUCAUCUGCAAGAUACUCAGAGAAAUCAAGAGAUGUCACGGCCACCAUUUAAAUUCUGCAUCAUGUUGAAGCUUAGGAAUUUAAAUGUACUCUCCGUUCACAGAAUGAAGAACCGUUAUUUUGAAGUGAAAAUUUGUAAAGAUCCCAUCAUGCAACAUACUUGCUUCAUUUGCUGCAUGAGCAACGAAUGUUGCAUGCGGAUGUCGAGGGGAAGGGGGCUUAUGAUAACUUUCUUUCCCAGGAAAGGGGAGGGGUUAAAUUAGUGGGGGAAUUAAUUCACGUUGAAUAAUUAUAGAGGAUUUAUGGUACAUGUAGGUGCUUAUAACCUUAUUUUUCCCUCCCUUGUCUUGUAAAUUACAGGGAAGUGUUCAGAUACAAAUCACAAUAUCAAGAUAUCUGGAUUGUACAUUCUAAUCGUUUUGGAAACAUGCUAUUUCUGGAUCUUGUUGAGAGUAAGUGGAAUUGAGCUUUGCAGUAAGCAGACAUUCAUCUUUUUUUUAUCAUUAACAAAAUCUUGCACCAUGUACAAAGUUUUCUGCUCUGUCUGAGCAGUUGCUUCAAGGAAGGAAGAAUGCUAUUUAUAGUUUAAUGCAAUGUAUAUUGAGUGUAUACAAUUGUCUGGAUUCAUGUGUUCCUUUAGGAUGAUUCGGAUCAGUGAUCCAAGAUUACUUAGAUCAUGAACAUGAACAUCAAAUGAACCAAUGAAUCCUUUCCCUGGUUGGAUUUAUCAGUUCCUUUGAUGCACUCUAAUCCAUCAUCUUCAUGAAUGCACUUUACUUCUAAUCAGCAGUGUUAUAAGGUAUAUACCUACUGUUAAUUCAGCUCUUAUACUCUUUGGCUGUAAAUUCAGGGGCACCCAACGAUGGUUUCCUUCUAGAUACAUUGAAAACACUUUUUAGAAAUUGAUUUUAAGCGGCGCUACAAAAUUUGUAUCUGUUCGGUCAUCCUAGGGGAACUUGAGUCUUUCUAAAAUUACAAGGGCUUGAGGUUUAUUUUUCCGAACAUUUUAGGUGAAAUUUGACGUAUAACGAAAGUAAGACAUUUCCUGAUUCUUAACGCCAUCAAAUUUUUGAAUCCGAAAAUGUUAGGUUACCUUUUUUCUGCAAAAAAUAGCGUAAUUCGGGAAGUAAAAUGUGAAAAUUAAGCUCACAGAAAAUCGUAGGGAAUUUGUACGAUAUGCCUCGAAAAUUGUACAUGAACAGAACGGUCACAUCUAGAGAUUUUUAGCCGUCCUAAACUAAAUCAAUAUAUUCUAGGAAACAGAUUGCGAAUUUAGCAGAUAUAACUUGAAGUGUUUAGAGAAGCGGUAGUUAGCAUACAUUAUUAUUCAUUCAAAAUAUUUCCCCGAUUUUGAUUGGCUAAAAGCACCCGUUUAAUUCACCAUAACCAGUUACUGACGACCAAAUGUAGAAGAAUUUUGUGUUUAACGAGGAAAUGACGUCAAGAAUGCAGCCUUCUGCAGGUUAAUGAACCGUUAACCGAGAAGACCUGGGGACGAGGUUGAGUUGUUUUGGUUGUGAAAACAAAAAUGGCCGACACUUCACUCGUUUCAAGAGUAAGAACUACGUCUAGAACUAGGCGAAGUAAUAGUUAAAAACAGCAAGAAGACAACUCGGAGGUCGACAUCUGCUAUUUGGAGAAUAUUUGCGGAGCUGGACAAACCUAAACGUACACUAUCGAAGAUGAACUGAACAUCGAUGGAUCGAUGGAGGUAAGCAUGUCUUAGCUAUGUUUUUAAACUAGGAAGUAUUUUGAAUGAGUAAUAAAACAAUUAUUGAAUUCGGCUUUCGUAUCAUAUGAAGAAUUAUGGAGAUCUCGUAGGGUGUUAUCCGCCUCGGCCUACGGCCUCGACGGAUAAAACCCUCCUUGAUCUCCAUAAUUCUUCAUAAGAUACUCAGCCUCAUUCUUUAACUGUUAAUGUAGAUAGGAGGCGUUUAGAAAAGAAGCAGUUAUUCUAAUAAUUGUAGAGAAAAUCUAAAGUUUAGAGGGGCAUUUGUACGGUGAUCAUUAUAGUGAAAGAAAUGUCUCUUUCUUGUAUUGUUUUUCCCAUUUGUACCUGUACCUGUCCUGUUCUUUUUAAAGCACUUAACUUAUAGUAACUGACCUUACUUGUCUUCACAGUGAUAGCAGAAGGAGAUAUUAUUUACACAAAAACACUGCUUGCAAAUGGCAGAGAAAACUACAAAGAUAAAGAAAUACUCAUUUUAGGAGGAGGAGAUGGCGGGGUAUUGCAUGAGCUACUGAAGGAAUCCCCAAAAUUUGUCACCAUGGUCGAGAUAUCCUUGAAAAACUGUUGCAAGUUAGAAGUGCAUGCAAAAAGGUUAAGACAACAGCUGACACGUAAAUUAUCACUAAGUUCUGAUAUAAACAUGUAUACACUCAAACAGCCGGAUAUCCCACCAUCUUUCGAUAUUAAUUAUUACGCUCUUUUAUAUGUUUAGUCAAAAGAACAUCCAAGCACUAAGAGCCGGUUAGCGGAGUUUAACGAGUGUUUAACAAAACCAGAAAAUGUUUAAUUCUUGCUGACAAUUUCUUUUUCUUUUUUUUCUCUUUCCUUUUUUCUUUUCUUUAUUGUUAAAAAAAUUAAUCCAAAUUUUCUUUCAGUUCCCUUAACUUGCAUGGUUUACCCUAUAGUUCCAGGAAGCCUAUAGUUUAUAAGCCCCCGGCUUCCAUGUAGGCUUCCAUGCCAUUACCACUUUAAACAUCUGAUUUUGUAAAUAAUUUAGUUAGAAUAGUGUAUAUUAUCUUUAAUCUAUUAUAAAUUUCUGUAUACUGUUGUUGUAUUUGUGGUUAAUGGCAAAUGACAAUUACCGAUUAGCGUAAUAACUCGAGCUCCUGAUUUCCCUUAACGUGCUAUUACAUAGACAAAAUUGUUGUCGAAGCUGCAGCGAAGUACUUGCGAGGGGUUUGCGGUGACACUUUAGAUUCGUAUACAGGACCUAACUAUGAAGUAAGUAUUAACUAAACUUUCUGAAUGUAAAGUGUCUCUGAUCGAGUGUUGUAAACCUGCAUUAAAAACCAACUGACUAAUGAACAGGGAAAAAAAACCAUCAGGAGAAAGUGUAAAAACGCAAUGUGGGAAAUUUCUGCAAUUUGAUUGGCUUAGAGCAGUGGUAUUUCAGCUUAGUUUGAAAUACCUACAAGUGAAAAUUAAAAACCUUUCGUGGGUAGUAGUAUAAACAAAGAAUAGCAUGAUUUGUACGUGAUAUUUGGCAUAAAUACCACGAGUGAUAUUUCAAAAUUGUCUCAAAUUAAGUAUAACAAUUUUGAAAUAUCACUCUGGUAUUUAUGCCAAAUAUCACUACAAAUCAUGCUAUUAAUUAUACAAAUACAAAAAGAAGCGCGAGAGAACAAACUUAAAGAAGAUCAAAACGGAUUGCAAUUGUGGUUUUUUGAAAACUUGUUAGCCUAACAGUUUGUUUUUCAAAGUUCAUUUUUGUUGUUUACAACGUUGCUUGGGAGACAUAUUUGUUUGGCGUGAAGCUGUGAUUUUAAGCAAACAAGGACGUGUAACUGAUGACACAGACCCUUUAAGGCGACUGAACACAGUUUUGGCAGUUUGUGAGUAUAUGUCAUUUGCCAAAUCAAGGCAAGAGAAAGGUUGCAGCUCACAAGCUGAAACUUGGCAAGUAAAAAAUACACUAAUGAAAGAUUUUGAUUGACGUGUAAAAUGUGACGUUUUCCUAGUUUCCAAGGCAACAUGAACGGUUGAAUACAACCUUAAAAUUCCACUUUGCUUAGUUUACAAAAAAAUCGCUCAUUAGAUUUUCCUAUAAAAUUUCACAGCUUACUAUAAUUAAUAAACCAUUUAAAACUUAUUUGACCAAAUUUUAACAGACGGGCUUUCAGAUAGUCAAUAAUAUAAUUGUACUGUGAUUAUUAAAUGUGUCACAAAAUGCGUCUGUUCAACUUCCAUUUUAAAGCUAGUUCUCAUCAAUUAAAAUACCGUAAAAGUAAAAAUUCUCCCAAAUAUCACAACAUUUUAAUGAGUACAUUUUGAGAAAUCGUCCUCUGUGUACUUUUGCUUUUUGGUCGCCAUGUUUGUUUGUCUAACACGCGCCGUCACUCGAGUUACCGCUGACCGCCCGCAAAGCUGUGUUCAGCCAUCUUAACUGGUAGUCAAAAGUACGAGUCAUAACUGCAUACCCUUACACGGUAUCAAAGAACGCCAAAAAAUGGGAUUGAUGUAUCAACCGGAUUUUUUAAUGAACGUUAUCUCCAAUUAGACCUCUUCCGUCAAGUUGUUUUCUCUUCAAAGUUAUUUUUCCUCCAAAGUAGCCAAUAAAAAAACUACUUAGUGCGACCAUUCACUUUUUUCUCUUCUCUUCCUUUCAUCUUCCUCGCUCUUUUUUUCCCUUUCCUUUUCCUUUGCUUGUAUGGUUUUCGAAAAUAUCAUGCACAAAAAACCCUUGCCUUUUGGCCCCUUUUCACUCAAAUGGCUGCAAAUUUCGCUGGGUUCGUUUUUAAAAAGUCGGCUUGAAAUUUGUGCAGAUUUUUGUACGUGUACACUGUAAGUAUAAUCUUUCUCCUCACAGUCUCAUUCAUAGCUAUUGUGAGCAGAGUACAUUUACAUGGAUAUUCGUGGGAACAGUGCAGUUUGGUAUAAAGGAUGUUAGACUAUUAAACUAGAUCUGAGGUCCAAACGCUUUUGCUCCAACGCUGUACUUUGCGUAAGUUUCACGUGACAGAUGGUCAAAACACUCGUGGUGGGAGUAAGAGGGGUAGAAGGUCGAUCCGCGCGUGAUCAAAGUGCGUUUUGUGCAUUCCGUUCAUUCUUGAUUAAGUCCAAACGAAUGCUGGCUACAUAGAUGCGACGCAUGCGUAAUAACAACCUGUAGAUUAGGAUUGCGGGCUCCUCUUGUCACCCACAAUAACUAGUAGUAAUCAUAGAUCAAUGUAUGCGUUGGCGUUUUCUUCGAUUUACCAUGAAACAUUACUAUCGUGCUGAAAUGGUCACCCUACAGUGUAAUUACCCGACAGGAUAAUCAAAAAGUGUACCACAGGAUUGCCAAGAAUAGGAAUUGCGUUCUCCUAACGUCCAACGCAAAUAGCGAAGGUGCCUCGCGUUUGUGGAACGUAGAGCUUUCAAGAGCUCUCUCACAAACCUCGUUUGACUUUGAGCUCACAAAACAAUCUUAUACUACUUAUGAUACAGGUCAGGAUUGAUGAUUGUAUAAAGGCACUUAAGGAGUACGUGGAACUGGGAAAGACAUUUGAUUAUGUGAUCAAUGAUCUGACAGACAUACCAAUAAAUGUCUCUUUGCAAGGUGAGUGCAACAGUUAA
This is a messenger RNA of Porites lobata, 6329 nucleotides long. The record is from the annotation of a GenBank genome assembly. NCBI's taxonomy places the organism in Eukaryota, Metazoa, Cnidaria, Anthozoa, Scleractinia, Poritidae.